This is a messenger RNA of Aspergillus niger, 660 nucleotides long. RefSeq lists its product as uncharacterized. Bases 1 to 660 code for a protein of 219 amino acids. Gene Ontology annotation, biological process: translational elongation. NCBI's taxonomy places the organism in Eukaryota, Fungi, Ascomycota, Eurotiomycetes, Eurotiales, Aspergillaceae. Gene Ontology annotation, cellular component: cytoplasm; nucleus. The transcript has 2 exons. The record is from RefSeq and is a predicted model, not a curated record.
AUGUCCUUCGGAACCAUCUACACCUACCCCAACAACCCCCGGGUCAUGAAGACCCAAGCGGCUGCCAACUUCAACAACCUCACCCUGACCGUUGCGGACUUCAAAAUGGGCGAAACCAACCGCGACCCUGUCUUCCUCAGCAAAUUCCCCUUGGGCAAGGUCCCCGCCUUCGAAGGCGCCGACGGCACUUGCCUCGUCGAAUCCGACGCCAUCACACAAUAUGUGGCCGAGAGCGGUCCCGCGGCAGGUCAAUUGGUCGGCAGCACUCCCGCUGAACGUGCUCUGAUCCGUCAAUGGAUCUGCUUUGCGGACGGGGAGGUGCUGGGCGCGGUGACUUCGAUGGUGCUGUGGCGGAUCGGGUACAAGGCGUACGAUGAGGCGACAGAGAAGAGUGGACUGGAGAAAUUGACUCGCGCGCUGGGGGCCUUGGAGAACAGGCUUAAGGAGAGGACGUGGGUGGCAACAGAGAAGUUGAGCUUGGCGGAUAUUAGUGUUGCCGCGGCGCUGUAUUGGGGGUUCUCGAUGGCCAUUGAUGCGGAGAUGAGGAAGGAGUAUCCUGGUGUGGUGGCUUGGUAUGAGCGCGUUAUUGAGAGUGAGCAUGUCAAGGAGGCAUUUGGUCCUAAGGUCUUCGUGGAGAAGAGGAAGGAGCCUGAGAACUAA